AUGAUUGGUGAUGGUGAAGGGAUGAGUGAAUUGAUGGAUUGGGGAAUUCGUGGAGCUAGGGUUUCGAAUCAAGAAGAUGAUGAUGAAUUGUUCUUGAUUCGGGUUGUAGAGAGGAUGAUUGGUGGAAUGAUAGGUGAUGAUGUGUUUGUCGAAAAGGAGUCAAUAAAGGAGUCCGAGUCCGACGUUAAAUCAGAAAAUGUGGAGUCCGAAUCAGAAGAGAAGUCAGAGUCUGAGUCUGAAGGGUUUGGUAAACCAGAAAUUAAAUCUGUUAAAGAAGAAAAGGUUUUUGAAAAGAUUGAUCCAAUUACUGAAACACCAUGCGAAAACUGUUUAAAACCCUGCAUGGAUUGUCUUGAAAAAGACAAACAGUUUCAAGAAUUGAAGAAAUAUACUAAUAACGUAAAAUUUGAUCUUAAUGAUGUGAAAGAAGCUUAUGACACUUUAUCACGUUCAAUCAAAAUGAUUCAAAUGGAAAGUAUAGAAAAUGAUAAAGCUACUAAGUUUUUCAAAGAAACUGUCAUGGAAAAGCAGAUGGAGAUUAACAUUCAUCUGGACACAAUCGCAUCUUUGAAAAAGGAACUUGAAUUGAUGCGUAUUGAAACAGAAAGAGUUGAUAAGAAAUUGAUCAGUUACAUUUCUUCAUCUUAUGUGAUUGAUCAGAUUGUUCCUCAACAAACUGAUGCUAAACCUGCUUUCAACAAUGUUCCACCCCCAAUAUUAUGCCAAGGGAAGAAUAAAAUCAUAACUUCUUUUUUCAAAAGAAAGAAUGAAGAACAAAUAGAGGGAAUUGAUGAUGAAAACCAUGAUAUUAAACGUCAAAAAGCCUUAACAAGCGAACUGGUUAAUGAACCGAUUAAUGAAGCGGACCAAAACAAUCAACAUGAGUAUGAUGUUCCUCAAAAUCGACAAGAAAACAUCAAUGAAGUGGAUGUUAGUAGUCUAGAAAGAGAUCCUGCUAAGCGACUUGAAAUGUGGAAAUAUCCGGUUAAUAUAAGGGAGCAAGUGAGACUGUCUUAUAUAUCGUUAAGAGUGUAUCAAAUAAAGCUUGAAGAGUAUAAGUCUAGAGGUCCAAAGAAUAAUCUUCGUAGAUUUAAAUAUGCUUGGCUUGUUAAUGAUGGGGAUAAAUGUCCAUUGUUGAUGCACGUUAAAUCUUCAAAACAUAAAAAGGCUUUUGUAUUCUAUAGUAACUUGUUGAACCAAGAAGCACACCUUGAAAAUUUCAUUGAAAAGCAAAGUGAAGAGCAAAUAAGGAAGAACUGUUUAAGAUUAAAAACCACAAUUGAUGUAGUUCGUUGGUUGACAUACCAAGCUUGUGCUUUACGAGGACAUGAUGAAUCUCCCACAUCUAAGAAUCAAGGUAACUUUCAUGAAUUGCUAAAACGUUUAGCUUAUUAUAAUGAUGAUGUUGCAAAGGUUAUUUUGAAAAAUGCUCCUUAUAAUUCCAAGUAUAUAUCUUCCGAUAUUCAACAAGAAAUUCUUAGUAUUAUGGAAAAUAAAGUUCGAAAGCAUAUACGUAGUGAAUUGAGGGAUGCAUGGUUUUGUGUCAUGGUUGACGAGUCACGGGAUGAGUCGAAAACGAGCAUAUGGCGAUAG
Helianthus annuus (common sunflower) is the source of this 1593-nucleotide messenger RNA. RefSeq lists its product as uncharacterized. The record is from RefSeq and is a predicted model, not a curated record. Lineage: Eukaryota; Viridiplantae; Streptophyta; Magnoliopsida; Asterales; Asteraceae. Bases 1 to 1593 code for a protein of 530 amino acids. The transcript has 4 exons.